Molecule: messenger RNA, 267 nt
Organism: Trichoplax adhaerens
Lineage: Eukaryota; Metazoa; Placozoa; Uniplacotomia; Trichoplacea; Trichoplacidae
Exons: 5
Coding region: 1-267 (88 amino acids)
Biological process (GO): spliceosomal snRNP assembly; mRNA splicing, via spliceosome
Cellular component (GO): U2 snRNP; U4 snRNP; U5 snRNP
Molecular function (GO): RNA binding
Source: RefSeq, a predicted model, not a curated record
AUGGCUUAUCAUGGAAGGGUUAAGAAAGUAAUGAUCCAACCGAUCAAUGUGAUCUUUCGGUUCCUCCAAAAUAAAACUAGGGUUCAAAUUUGGCUUUAUGAACAAACUAAUACGAGAAUAGAAGGAUACAUAUUGGGAUUUGAUGAGUACAUGAAUUUAGUAUUGGACGAUGCCGCUGAAGUUAGCAUAAAAAAUAAUCAAAGAAGACCUAUAGGUCGUAUUCUAUUAAAAGGAGAUAAUAUUUCUCUCAUUACUGGCGCCCAAUAA